Olea europaea var. sylvestris is the source of this 1460-nucleotide messenger RNA. RefSeq names its product rho GDP-dissociation inhibitor 1-like. Bases 743 to 1201 code for a protein of 152 amino acids. The transcript is spliced from 3 exons. The record is from RefSeq and is a predicted model, not a curated record. Gene Ontology annotation, biological process: Rho protein signal transduction. Gene Ontology annotation, molecular function: Rho GDP-dissociation inhibitor activity; protein binding. Gene Ontology annotation, cellular component: cytoplasm; cytosol; membrane. Lineage: Eukaryota; Viridiplantae; Streptophyta; Magnoliopsida; Lamiales; Oleaceae.
CUGUAUGUCUAGGAGGAAAUGGUCCAAUGAAUCUUCUUUAAUAUGAUACUUGCUCCUACGGUACCAAGGUUGAAAAAAUUGAACAGUCAUUAACAACCAUAGACGAAGGAUUCCUUGACAAGUUAAGGAUUAGUAAUCGUUUGUAGGAGUUGAAUGGGUUCGGUCUUAUACAUACGGUUACACGAGGAAGGUAGGUCAAUCACACCUGUUGAGCUAGGGCCAGUACUAGUGAAUAGGAAAAGUAAUCGAGAUUACUAUUGACGGAGAAUAGGAUAAAGGAAAGUAUGAAAGAAUGCGAGAUAAUUCCACACUCCAUUAGUGGUAUUGGAUAAGACCCCUUACACAAAAAAGUACUCUUUUUAAGUUUUUCUUUUCUUUUUCUUUGAGAUUUUUCAUACCCCUUACACAAACAAGUACUCUUUUAAGUUUUUCUUUUCUUUUUCUUUGAGAUUUUUCAUUAACCGGGUCCAGUUUCCUGUUUCCAUUUAAAAGAUGCUACAAAGGCAUGGAUGGGAGUACGUGUACGUACGUACGUAUGUAUAUAUCAUAAGUGUAGCAACAUGUUUUCAAGUAGUUUCUAACAAAUGGACUUCAGUUUAAUGAAUUUGUUAUAUGAAAAUCAUUAGCAUAGAAAGCUAUUUUCAUCUAAAACCAAUUAUACAGCCUCACAAUAUAACUCAAAUUGCUCGAUGACAUUACUGUGGAAGUAUUCUUGUUGUGUAGAUGAGAACUAACUUGUUUCAUGACAUUCUUUUGUCAUCGCUGUCAUAUUGUAGAAACUCUGGAUCCAGAAGUCAAAAUCUUGAGCCUGGCAAUCAAAUCCCAGGGUAGAGAGGAUAUUUUUCUUACAAUCCCUGAGAAUGGACACCCAAAAGGCCCGUGGUUUACUUUGAAGGAGGGUAGUCGUUAUAGCCUUAAAUUUACAUUCCAGGUCAGCAACAAUAUUGUUUCAGGCCUCAAGUACAGGAACACCAUUUGGAAAACUGGCAUCAAAGUGGACAGUACCAAAGAAAUGAUUGGAACCUUCAGCCCUCAGUCAGAAUCUUAUACACAUGAGAUGCCCGAGGAGAGAACCCCGUCUGGCAUAUUUGCUAGAGGAUCAUAUUCAGCUAAAACACAGUUUCUUGAUGAUGACAACAGGUGCUACUUGGAGAUGAAUUAUACAUUUGAGAUCAAGAAGGAUUGGCUGGCUACUGCAUAACUUGAGACUUAUUACUAGAAGUAUUUUUUCUUUGUCCUCGAAAUGUAUCUCAUUUCAGUUUUGAGUAUUUUAUGUCUGGUCAUUGUGCUGUGAUCACAGCAGCAGACGAUACGAAAGGGAGGGAAGAAAGAAAUUUCUUAAGAUUGAGACGAUGAGGCUGAUAAAUUCAGUUGUUAGGUUUAAUUAAUAUGUUGAGUAUCAUUCAAUAAAGUUGAACUUGACAUUGACAUUUUAACAAAAUCCUCUGUGUUUGUCUUUC